GUCUAGGACUUAGACUUGCGUCGCUAGCCCGGAAACAGCCGACCGGCGGGCUACGGGGGCUCAAAUGGCGGAGUCGUCUACCCCACCACCGGUCUAUGUGUACAGUCCCGAGUACAUCGCGCGGUGUGACAUUCUCUGCAAAGUCCCACAGCGGGCCAGCAUGGUGCAUUCCUUGAUCAAAGCAUACUCCCUGCUUGAUCACAUGAGGAUAGUCCGGCCCAAGGUGGCUUCCAUGGAAGAGAUGGCGAGCUUCCAUACGGAUGCCUACCUGCAACAUUUACAGAAAGUCAGCGAGGAGGGUGAUGAUGACCAUCCAGAAUCUGUGGAGUAUGGCCUAGGUUAUGACUGCCCUACCAUGGAAGGGAUCUUUGAUUACGCAGCUGCCGUGGGAGGAGCCACCAUUACAGCAGCCCAGUGUCUGUUGGAUGGCAAGUACAAGGUAGCAAUCAACUGGCCUGGAGGGUGGCAUCACGCCAAGAAGGAUGAAGCUUCUGGCUUCUGCUACUUGAACGAUGCUGUUCUGGGCAUCCUGCAGCUGCGGCGGAAAUUUGACCGGGUCCUCUAUGUGGACCUGGAUUUGCAUCAUGGGGAUGGUGUUGAAGAUGCUUUCAGUUUCACUUCCAAAGUCAUGACAGUCUCUCUGCACAAAUUUUCACCAGGCUUUUUCCCAGGAACAGGAGACGUGACUGAUGUGGGCCUGGGGAAAGGGCGCUAUUACAGCGUCAACGUGCCCAUCCAGGAUGGCGUCCAAGAUGAGAGAUACUAUCAGAUCUGUGAAGCGGUGCUGAAGGAGGUCUAUGUGGCAUUCAACCCUGAAGCUGUGGUCCUGCAAUUGGGAGCUGAUACGAUUGCUGGUGACCCCAUGUGCUCAUUUAACAUGACCCCCGUGGGUGUUGGCCAGUGCUUGAAAUACGUGCUGCAAUGGAAGCUGCCGACCCUCAUCCUGGGAGGAGGAGGAUACCAUCUGGCUAACACAGCUCGCUGCUGGACAUAUUUGACUGCGGUCAUUCUUGGGAGAACGUUAUCCUCCGAGAUCCCAGAUCAUGAGUUCUUCACAGAAUAUGGCCCUGAUUAUGUGUUGGAAAUCACACCAAGCUGCAGGCCAGACCGCAAUGAUCCUCAGAGAAUCCAGGACAUGCUCAGCUGUAUAAAAGGGAAUUUGAAGCAUGUGGUGUAGGCGGGGAAGGACAGCUCUUACCAUUCCUCAUGGGCCGGUCAGAUUGAGAAUGCUGCAGUUUUCUGCUGCUGGUGAACUUCAGAAGAAGAUACUGCUACUCCAUUGCUACUCCACUGCUAUGACCAUCGAUGCUGUUAUCAACUUUUUAAAAGUAGUAGUAAAUUCUUGUGAGGGGACUUGCUAUGAUGGUUUUUAAGGAAGGGAGGUAGCAUUUCUGUGUGAGGCUUCGGUGGUCAGUUUUGUAUCUUUUUAUCUACUUUGUAGGGACCCCAGGUACAGCUUGCCUGUCAAAUGGCAGGGGUCUGCUGUACCACUGGGGAUGAGAGGGUGGGCCUUGGGCCUUCUGCCUCUUGGAUUGGCUGCCUCCUCACCAGAGGGAGAGAAGUGUCUUUUAAAAACUGUUUGAAUUUUAAAAUAAAGUAUUUGAUAUA
Messenger RNA from Sphaerodactylus townsendi, 1608 nucleotides. It is a transcript of the gene HDAC8, whose product is annotated as histone deacetylase 8. The transcript has 11 exons. The coding region runs from base 65 to 1177 and encodes 370 amino acids. The record is from RefSeq and is a predicted model, not a curated record. Lineage: Eukaryota; Metazoa; Chordata; Lepidosauria; Squamata; Sphaerodactylidae. Gene Ontology annotation, molecular function: histone deacetylase activity.